AGCUCCUUCAACAUUGUUCACUUCGGUACACUAGACAAUCACUAUCAAUCACCAUGAUGACCAUCAAGUCCCUUGUUCUUUCCGUCCUCCUCAUCGGAGCCGUCAAGUCAGAAGACGCAAAGGAUCUCAGCAAGCAUAAUUGCUGCCUUCACAUCAAAAACGCCAGUGAUGCUUGGUGGAUGACAAAUCCCGAUGUCACCAAAGAGGUCUGCCAGUCAUACUACAAGGAUGUCGCGAAAUUUGACAGCGAGACUGGGACGUGUAAUGAGCAUAAGAACGGGACGAUUAAUGGUGCUGAUUGGAAGAGCAAGUGUAAGAUCUAUGGAACGUCUUUAGGCUGGACUGAUGAUCGAGUUGGGGCUGGGCAUGACGCGACGUGUUAUCCGAUAGAUGCGUGAGAAUCUGCCCGGAAAAGGUGACGAAGGACUCCGGCGCACUCACGUAUCUGGUCUGCAUAUGGCAGAUCGAGAAACGACAGUCCUUGUUGCGAGAACCGGAGGUGUUGAUAAACCUCGUAUCACCGCGAGUCUUCGGGUCGAAGACUUACCACGAAGCAGCCAACCAUCGAUGGUGGUAUCGUGAGAGAAGGGCUGGUCACGUACUGCGAGCGCUCAUGGAAUGGGCAACCUUCAGAUAGUUACCGGAAUGCCAUACCAGGACCCAAGUUUUUGUAUAUCCAC
Messenger RNA from Fusarium verticillioides 7600, 680 nucleotides. RefSeq lists its product as hypothetical. The record is from RefSeq and is a predicted model, not a curated record. The transcript has 3 exons. NCBI's taxonomy places the organism in Eukaryota, Fungi, Ascomycota, Sordariomycetes, Hypocreales, Nectriaceae. The coding region runs from base 54 to 398 and encodes 114 amino acids.